Messenger RNA from Hypanus sabinus (Atlantic stingray), 5652 nucleotides. It is a transcript of the gene tpcn1, whose product is annotated as two pore segment channel 1. NCBI's taxonomy places the organism in Eukaryota, Metazoa, Chordata, Chondrichthyes, Myliobatiformes, Dasyatidae. The record is from RefSeq and is a predicted model, not a curated record. The coding region runs from base 1326 to 3578 and encodes 750 amino acids. Gene Ontology annotation, molecular function: monoatomic ion channel activity; voltage-gated channel activity. The transcript is spliced from 28 exons. Gene Ontology annotation, biological process: monoatomic ion transport; transmembrane transport. Gene Ontology annotation, cellular component: lysosomal membrane; endosome membrane.
GCAGAUUGCUUUGGCAGUGUGAAGUAUCUACUUGCUUCAAGCAGGCUUCAAUCCUACCAGUACCCAAUGGGGUAACCUGCCUUAAUGACUAUUGUCCUGUAGCAUUUCAUCCACAGUGAAGUCCUUUGAGAGAUUGGUCAUGAAGCAUAUCAACUACUGUCUGAGCAGAGACUUGGAAUCUCUUCAAUUUGCCUGUCAUCCCAACAGGUCAACAGCAGAUACCACUCUAGAACAGCUCUGGAACAUCUAGAUAAUGAAGGUGCUUACAUCAGGAUGAGCUUCAUUGACUACAGCUCCGCAUUCAAUACUAUCAUCCCCUCAAAACUCAUUACUAAUCUCCAAGUCCUAGACCUUGAUACCUUCCUGUACAAAUGGAUCCUCAAUUUCCUCACUGCAGACUCUAGUCAGUAUGGAUUGGCAACAAUAUCUCCUCCACAAUCAACAUCAGUACAGGCACACCACUAGGCUGUGUGCUUAGCACCCUGUUCUACUCGCUUUAUACCUAUGAAUGUGUGGCUAAGUACAGCUCCAGUGCUAUGUUUAAGUUUGUUGUUAGCCAAAUCAAAAAUGCUGGCGAAUCGAUAUAUAGGAGGGAGAAUAAGAAUCUGGUUGAAUGUUAUCACAACAAUAUCUCCUCACUCAACGUCAGCAAAAUCAAAGAGCUGAUGAUUGAUUACAGUAGAAAGAAGCCAAAGGUCCAUGAGCCAGUCCUCAUCAGGGGAGCAGAGGUGGAGGUCUGUAACUUCAAAUUCCUUGGCAUUACCAUAUCAGAGACUCUGCCCUGGAAAUGGUGUGCAGGUGCCAUCACAAAAAAAAAGCAUGACAGUACUUCUACUUUCUUUGAAGUUUGUCUAGAUUUGGCAUGUCACCUGAAAUUUUGAUGAAUCGCUAUAGAUGCAGAGUUGGAGAGUGCCCGGAUAUGGAAACACCAGUGCUUAAAAUGCAAUGCAGAGCCUCACAUUGAUUACACUGACAACGCCUUAAAAAUUUGCAGUUUCUGCCAUCAAGGACAGGGCAACAGGCACAGCGAAUAUUAUCACCUUGAGAUUUGUCUCCAAGACACACACCGUCCUGAUUUUAAAAUACAGAUUGUAGCAGUUCCUUUACUGGAAGUUCAACAACCUUUUCAAAGUUUCAGGAGGGAUAAGAUCAGUAUGUAUUGCAGUUAGUGAAAGGAAGAUAACACAUCUUUUUAAUCAAAGGAAGAUCUCCUGUAACAACGUAGAGAUGGAGGAAGAUAUGAUAUUAUCAAUGCUGAAGUGGUGGCAACAUCAGAUGUUCGAGACUACAGAGCAAGCUAUGGUUCUUUGAAACAAGUCUGGGAGAUGAACUAUCAGGAAGCAGCAAUCUACUUGCAGGAGGGAGAAAAUAACGACAAGUUUUUCACACACCCAAAAGAUCAAAAAGCCCUUGGAGCCUACCUCUUUGUGCAUAAUCACACAUUCUACGUGAUGGAGUUGAUUUCUGGAUUACUGCUGUUGAUACUCUCAAUGUGCGAGGCGCCAGCUGUUCCCUCACUCCGACUGGACAUUUAUGUGCAUGCCACACUGGAGCUACUUGCACUUCUCACAGUGGUGUUUGAGCUUGCUAUGAAGAUGAGAUGGUUGGGUUUUCAUACCUUUAUUAGACAUAAAAGAACUAUGCUGAAAAGUUCAGUCUUGUUUGUACAGUUUGUAGAAGUCAUUGUGGUAUUAAUCAGACAGACCUCACAUGCCCGGGUGACACGAGCUUUGCGACCUAUCUUUCUGGUAGACUGCAGAUAUUGUGGUGCUGUGAGAAGAAAUUUGCGCCAAAUCUUCCAGUCUCUUCCUCCCUUUAUUGACAUUUUAUCACUCCUACUAUUCUUCAUGGUCAUUUUUGCUGUUUUAGGUUUUUAUUUGUUUUCUGCCAAUCCAUUGGAUCCAUAUUUUAGUACUCCAGAAGACAGCCUUGUCAGCUUGUUCGUUCUUCUAACUACAGCUAAUUUUCCAGAUGUGAUGAUGCCAGCUUAUUCCAAAAAUGCUUGGUCCUGUGUAUUUUUUAUUGUGUACUUAUCCAUCGAACUCUACUUCAUCAUGAAUCUGCUUCUUGCUGUGGUGUUUGACACAUUUAAUGAUGUUGAAAAGAAGAAAUUCAAAUCACUGCUUUUGCACAAACGAUUAGCAAUAGAGCACGCCUUCAACCUUCUGGUCAGCAAACGGAGGCCUAGUGGCAUUUCCUUCAAACAGUUUGAGGGCUUGAUGAGAUUCUAUAACCCAAGAAUGAGUGCUAGAGAUAAAUAUCUCCUUUUCAAAGCACUGAAGAAAAGCAAUACAGAGUUACUUGGAAUAGAAGAUUUUUACAACUUCUAUGAAGUUACUGGAUUAAAAUGGAAAGCAAAAAGAAGUGGAGACUAUUGGUUUUAUGACCUCCCACAUACUCCAUUUCUUAUUUUUAAAGGUAUUAAUAUCCUUGUGAAGUCCAAAGCAUUCCAGUAUGCCAUGUAUGUUGUAAUUGCUGUAAAUGGAGUUUGGAUACUGGCAGAGACACUCAUGAUUAAAGAUGGUGCCUUUUUCCUUAGAAUUGUGCCCUGGAGUUACAUUGUAUUUCUCACAAUUUAUGGGGUUGAAAUGCUGCUGAAAAUUACUGGACUAGGACCAUCUGAAUAUUUUACGUCUGGAUGGAAUCUGUUUGAUUUCCUGGUCACCAUAUUUGCUUUUGUUGGAAUAGUGGUUCUAGCAUUUGAUAUGGAACCAUUCUAUUUCAUUGUCAUAUUGAGACCACUUCAGCUGCUAAGAUUAUUUAAGAUUAAACGAAGAUACAGAGAUGUUCUGGACACAAUGUUUGAAUUGCUUCCUAGAAUGGCCAGUUUAGGGUUAACUCUCUUGAUAUUCUACUAUUCAUUUGCAAUUGUGGGAAUGGAGUUCUUUGCUGGUGUUCUCUACCGUAACUGUUGCAAUAAUAGCAUGGUAGCAGAUUCCUAUCGUUGGGAAAAUCGGACUGUUGGCAACAGAACAGUGAUACAGGGCUAUUAUUAUCUCAAUAACUUCAAUAACAUCUUGAACAGUUUUGUAACUUUAUUUGAGUUGACUGUCGUAAACAAUUGGUAUAUAAUCAUGGAAGGUGUGGUGUCUCAGACUUCUAAUUGGAGCCGUAUUUACUUUAUGACCUUUUAUAUUGUAACAAUGGUUGUGCUUACUAUUAUUGUUGCCUUUAUUUUGGAUGCCUUUCUGUUUCGAAUGAACUAUAGUAGAAAAAAUAAAGAUGAGGAAGAUGAAAAUGGAAUUGUUUUUGAAACUGAGGUGGAGAAAGUGGAGAUUGAUAGACUUCUUGAAUUCAACAAACAGAAUGGUUCUCCAGCUUCUGAAAUCGCAGGGCUUUUUAAAUUGUCAUCCAGAAUGGCAAAGAAUGAUCAACUUAAAAUGGUUUUCAUUGGCAGAAGAUUAAGAACUAAAAGUGACCUGAGUAUUAAGAUGUAUGAAGAAGAAAUUCAGGAAUGGUUUGAAGAGCAUGCUCGAGUAAACCAAACACUUCGUGACCAGCCACUGGAAUGUAUUUUGAAUUCUAGCACUCAUCUGCCUUCUGCAGAACUACGACAACGAUCUCAGACUGUAACUUAAAAACAUAACCAACUUGUCCACUAUGCAAUAAUUAUUCAGUAUUAUUUUGUAUCUAGUGAUUUGCACGUAUGCACUUGACCUACUGCGUUGGCAGAAUCCCGAUUUCUGGAAGGGGCUAGACUGCUAGGGGUAUGGUAGCCACAUUACUCAAAAAUUCUGAUCUGAUCACAUUCAUCUGUGGUUAAGUUCUAUUUGUCAGAAGAUAUGUACUGUUAAGUCUUUAACAUUACAUUAAUAUUAAGCUUAUAGCUGUUUUAUUUCAUACUGGAUUUUAUAAUCUUACUCUGUGGAUAGCUGAUAGCAGUAUUUUAAUAUAAAACCCCCACAACCAGUGUUUUUUUAAAAAUCACAUCAAUUCUCAGUAUGUCUUUAAAAUGUACUGUACAUAAUUCUUUUGCCUGAGAAAUCUAAUUCUCAGUGGUUCUUCUAUUUGUAAGCCAUAGUAUUAAAAACAGGGAGCAAGGUGAACCUAAAUGGAACAUUAGUCUAACCUUAAUAUUGAACUGGUGUGACAUCGGAGGCUGUUGCCACUACAUCUGGGAAUAUAUACUGUACUAAGGUUUCAAUUUGUAUUUUUUGGAAGUUCUGUGAUAGUGUUAUUAUGUUUUUAAUUGUUCCAUAAAUUUACACUAAAUUCAAGCCUGCUUAGUGCUACACAUCAAAUGUUUUCAAUUUGCAGUGCUCCUCUGAUUGUAACACGUGUUUUUGCAAAAUUCUGUUUGUGUAAACAUUCUGCUGUUUCUGAUUCAUUUGUCUUAAAUUAGUUGAUCAGAUUUACUACUGAAUUACCUGAAGAAUUGCUUCCUUAAUUAUUGUUUUUAUGUUUAUAAUGUUAUAGUGUAUUAGUGAAGCUCACAGGAGUAACCCAGUUAAGUUAUUCAUUUGGGUACAAAGUGCCAUUUACAGCUACCAAAAGUGUAAUGAAUGAUAAAAUGAUAAUGCUGAACUGGUUAUUUACUGUUCAAGAGAAAGGAUGAAAGGCCUUUCACAGUAGUAGCAUAAACCUUUUGCAAAUUUGUUUGAUGAAGUAACAAUAGAAAACAUGAUCAGAUAUUCUACAGGUCAUUCUGAAGGCACACAAGGGGCAGGAACCAGAAAUGAAUUAAGGCAUUAUUUUGGGCCAAAUGGUCUAAUUCUGCUCCCAUGUCUUAUGGUCUUAAUGAAGGAAUUUUCUCUCUUGCAUUACCCAAUAACAGUGAGAUAUCAUGGCAACAGUGCAGAUUGUGUUAAGUUUGAAAAUGACCAAGCAAAGUGACAUUUUUUGUCAUCUUUAUUUGUGAACUUAAGAUUUAGACAAUGUGAUGAUAAAAAUCUAAACAUAAUUACCUUUUGACAAUUUGGUGACAGUUUAGUAAAUUGCUAAACUAUGACAGCAAAUUCCAUAGAUAAUAAAUAAUUGAAUUCAGUUCCAUGUGUGGGUAAUUAUCAAGAAUUGUUUGUUCACAAAAAAAAUGUAAUCUCAUCAAUUCAAAACAUACAGUAUUAUGCCAUAAGCUGUAAAUUAGAUGGCUGCAGCAAUUAAUGACUUAAUUUAUUUAUACAGUAUUGUCAAUAUUAACAAAAAAACAAGUCACAUAUAAUGGGAGGAGUCAUCUAUAAAUAUUAUUUUCAAAUCUGGAAUUAUGAAUUCAAAUUUACAGUCUAUUAAUCAUUUAGAUGUUGAUUUCUGAUGCAAAAUAUUAACCUUAAGACCCAAGAGCACAAUUGGUCUAUUUGGCCCAUUGAGUCUACUCAUUCCAUCAUAGCUGAUUUAUUAUCCUUCUCAUCCCCAUUCCUUAAGUUAUGUCUGCAACUUUGGCACCCUUACUCAUCAAGAACCAGUCAAGCUCCAUUUUAGAUACACCAAAUGACUUGGCCUUCACAGCCUCUGUAGCAAUGAAUGCCACAGAUUCACCACCUUCUGACUAAAGAAGUUCCUCCUCAUCUCUGUUCUAUAGGGUUAUCAGGAAACAUCCUCUGAACCAGGGGUUCCCAAACUAGGGUCCAUGGGAUUAAAAAUGGUUGGGAAUGCCUGUUCUACGUGUCCAGCUUUUUCAAUUUUCAAUAGAUUUUAAUGAAAUCCCCCCCACCCCCC